CCCACACACUCCCGUACCAAUACUGCCCUUUUCACCGCUUUACAAUAUAUACGUGGGAAGCUCCUUGUUACCUUCUUCUCCAUAUAUCUUUAUUAUAAGCAACUGUUCCUCCUCAAACAUUUCUCAUUCUCAUAUUAUAUAUACUCUAUUCCACUUUUUUUUGAACGUUUGGAUCUUCCAUCAUACCAUCCGUCGAGAAAGAGAGAGGGAAAGGUGACUGCUUGCAGCUGUUCUGUUCAUACAAGAGCAUAAUAACUCGAGUUCCUGGAACUAUAUUUUCCUGUACACCCCUUACCACCGACAACCCUUACGAUUCGCCUCAGUUUUGAAUUGGACUUAUUACACACCCCAACCAGGGUUUCCCUCUUUACAGACAUCGGGGGCGCCACAAGACAUUUGUUAGCACCCGGCAUAUUUGCCAGCAUCGACUAUACAAUACCACGAUAGAAAAGGAGAAAGCGAAGGAUAGAUUGGGCAUAGAAAUCGGAAGGGGAGUUAUAUAAUUGAGGCUUUUGGGGGCUAGAGAUUGAUUGAUUGUCUGAUUGAUUGAUUUUUUCCUAUUCGAAGCAAUUGCAAUUGGGGGGAGAGAGAGAAUUGGCAGAUUGGAUCGAGAGGGAAGAGAUAGUGAGUGAGAGAGAGGGAGAGAGAGGGAGAGGAAAAGAAAAGUAGGAUUGGAAAGGUUGAACACAGCAUUGCAUUCGCAUUCGCAUUCUGUUUUCCAACAUCUUUCUUUAGCUUCAUUCUCUUGGGGCGCCCUAUUUCCAUUUCAUUUUCCUGUUAAGCAGCAGCAGCAGCAGCAAGCUAGCAAAGCAAGAAAAACCAAAGCAGAAAGCAAGAGGCAGCAGCAGCAGCCUAGCGCAGAAACAAGACUCACGCAUCUCCGUCAUUCACAAGGAGUUGCUGCAACUGAGCAGGCAACCCUUUUUACCGCUCCAACCCACCCACACACCUCAUCCCACUCACAAUCCCAACCUCGUCCACACACACCAAAUAAAUACUCUGGGAAAAAACUUACGCUUCUCGCCGGCACCCACCAGCACGAGCACCAGCACCACCCCACCUUUCAGAAGGCACACCACACGCUCACACACGCACCAGAACGCAGCGCUGACAACGCUGCCUCUCCGCUGCCGCUCGGCACAGACCCUCCAAUCCAUCCUCGUGGCGACCACCGACAAUCUCCUCUACCAGCACGCAAAUCAUGCGGAAGCCCUGCUAUCGAAACUCCGCAUUUCGACUCUGGGCGCAAGCACCUUCGAGCCGACUCCCUAUAACCCCCGCCCGCCGUCAGACAUGACCUCUCCUUUCGCCUCUCCUCCUCCACCCUACACCCCCGAGCACCCGCAUGUGAUACUUGACCACGAAAAGAUACCACGAGAAGGCGCACUUCCACCUCCACAUCCUCUUGUUGAUCCCGCUGGGCACGCUGCCGCGAACACGCAUUCUGUAAACAUGUCUUGUACGAAACCUUUGGGUCUACGCGCCGAUGGCAAGGACAUUUUCCACCUACCCCCGAGUACCGCCCUCACACUGCUCUCGAGGAGCAUCGAAUUGCUGGUCUCCAUAACCGGUGACGUCCCGCCUACCCCACCUACCACCGCCCCUUCCACCCCCGAUAUGGAGGAGGAACUGCAUCCCACGGCGAGCGACGACCGUCGUGAUGGUGCUGGCUUCUGUUUUGGCAAUGCGGUGCAGGAUGUUCUUGACGGAGUCGUUUUGAAACACAAGAGGGACGAAUUCAGCGAUGACGACGACAUUUCAGACGGCGGCGAGGAAAUGAAGAUAAUAGGGGUUGGUGCAAAAGGGGCUUUUCAGAAUGGCGCGAUCACACGGAAGUUCUGGUCCAAGGCUGCUCCGGGCAUUUCCAUUGAAGAUUAUCUCUUCCGAAUACACCGUUUCUGCCCUUUGAGCACGGCGGUCUACCUCGCAGCCUCGGUCUACCUUCACCGCCUCGCUGUCACGGAGCGAAUAAUCUCCAUAACCCGACUUAAUGUUCACCGUCUGCUGCUAGCCGCCCUCCGUGUCGCCAGCAAAGGUCUAGAAGAUCUGAGCCAUCCCCACAAAAGAUUCGCAAAAGUAGGAGGAUUAACCGAACUAGAGCUUAGUAGGCUCGAAGUCAGUUUCUGCUUCCUCAUGAAUUUCGACCUAAAAGUCGACAAAGCCGCUCUGGAGAAGCACAUGGAGUCACUGCGGGAAACGGUGAAUCGCCAGGCUUCGCUUGGCACCUCCGGACUUGUCCUUCCAGUCACGCCGCCGAAGGAGUCAUCCCUGGCUGGCAUGGGGAAAAUCAAGAUGAUGGUUGUUAAACCUGUCAUGCUUGAUGUAUAAAAAAGGGAAAGAUUAUCAAAAAAAAAAAACACCACAAAAACCGAAAAAAAAUUCUUUUCUUUCCUUUUUCCCCUUUUAAUUUGUUAACGAGCGGGAGUUAUUUUCUUCCUUCCUUGCGUUUUUUUUUUUCGUGUUUGGCAUAUUCAAGGCAGCAUAUACCCAACCUGACUAACUAACCAUUACCCCCCUUACCUAAUCCAACCUCACUCCUACAUUCUUCUUCUCCCGUCCUAAGAUCUGUCCAUCCAUCUAUCUACCCAUCAUCCCAAUCCAUUUCCUCCCACCAAAUCAUUAUACUGUAGUUGUACGAACCUCUUUUCCAUCUUUCUUAUUUUCAUUCAUCAUUUAUUCAUCAUCAUCAUCAUCAUCAUCAUCAUCAUAGGAUCCGGGUAUCAAUUUCUUCUUUCAUUUGUCGGUCGGGGUCAUCAGGUUGGGAUCUUUUCUUCUUUUUUUGUGUAUCUAUCCACCUAACGGCUAUCAUCAUAUCAUAUCAUACUUUUGA
Molecule: messenger RNA, 2830 nt
Organism: Tuber melanosporum (Perigord truffle)
Lineage: Eukaryota; Fungi; Ascomycota; Pezizomycetes; Pezizales; Tuberaceae
Exons: 3
Coding region: 1294-2328 (344 amino acids)
Biological process (GO): regulation of cyclin-dependent protein serine/threonine kinase activity
Cellular component (GO): cyclin-dependent protein kinase holoenzyme complex; nucleus
Molecular function (GO): cyclin-dependent protein serine/threonine kinase regulator activity; protein kinase binding
Source: RefSeq, a predicted model, not a curated record